Linum tenue is the source of this 1606-nucleotide messenger RNA. The record is from the annotation of a GenBank genome assembly. NCBI's taxonomy places the organism in Eukaryota, Viridiplantae, Streptophyta, Magnoliopsida, Malpighiales, Linaceae.
AUGCUCUUCCUCACUUUCCUUCUCUUUCUGCCCCUAUCCUUCCUCAUCAUCCUACGGCGCUGGUCCACCAACAACGAAAACGUCGAUGUCGUAUCGAAGCUGAGCCGUCGUCGUCUCCCUCCAGGCCCAUGGAAGCUCCCCAUCAUCGGCAACCUCCACCAGCUGGCGCUCCACCCUCUCCCCCACGUCCGGCUUCGAGACCUGGCCCUCAAGCACGGCCCCUUGAUGCACCUCCAGCUCGGCGAGGCCUCGACAGUCGUCGUUUCGUCCCCGGAGGUCGCUAGGGAGGUGAUGAGAACCCACGACGUCAACUUCUCGAACCGCCCCCUCCUCGCCUCUGCCAGGGUCUUCACCUACGACUUCAGCAGCCUCUCGUUCUCGCCCCACGGCGAGUACUGGAGGCGACUCCGAAAGAUCUUCGCCCUCGAGCUGCUCAGCAGCUCGAGGGUCCACUCUUUCCGGUCCAUUAGGGAAGAGGAGGCGGCCCAGGCAGUCGCUGGGCUCGCCCGUGCUGCUGCAGCAGCACGCUCGGCGCCUGUAAACCUCAGCAGGUUGGUGUACGAGUGGACGAGCUCCGUCACAGCGAGGGCGGCUUUCGGAGGGAAGACCGGUGAGGAUCAGGCCGAAUUUUUCACUAUUGCGGACGAGAUCCUGCGGGAGGCUGCAGGGUUUAGCCUGGCAGACGUGUUCCCAUCUCGCAGAUGGCUACACAGGAUUUGCGGGAUCGAGGCCACGUUGGUCGACAUUCGUCGGCGACUAGACCGUGUGCUCGACAAUAUAAUUUCCGACCAUAGGGCUAAAAGGACGAGGGGCAGCGACGACGAUGAUGGUUGUAGUACUGGAACGGCCAAAGAUCUAAUAGAUGUGCUACUGAAGCUGCAGGAGGAUGGGCAGCUUGAUUUUCCCUUGGGGGAUGACAGUCUUAAGGCCGUUAUUAUGGACAUAUUCGUAGGUGGCACUGAAACUUCCUCCACGACAGUUGAAUGGGCAAUGUCCGAAUUGUUGAGAGACGAAAAGACGCUAAAAAAAGCACAAUCUGAGGUAAGGCGAGUGUUUGGCUCGACAGGGAUCGUAGAAGAAGCUCGUCUCGGCGAAUUGAAGUACCUGAAACUGGUACUAAAAGAAGUAUUGAGGCUUCGUCCAACUGCACCACUGCUACUUCCUAGACAAAACUCUGAGAGAUGUGAAAUUGAUGGGUACGAUGUUCCUGCUAAUACUAGAGUACUCAUCAAUGUAUGGGCCAUGGGAAGAGAUCCUAAGUACUGGGUGCAACCCGAUGAAUUUAUUCCCGAACGAUUCUUAGAUUCGUCUCUCGAUUACAAAGGAACGAAUUACGAGUUCAUUCCUUUCGGAGCGGGAAGAAGGAUGUGUCCGGGUAUGGCAUUUGGGAUGGCGAAUGUCGAACUUCAACUGGCAAACUUGUUGUACCAUUUCGACUGGGAGCUUCCUGAAAACGAGGGAAGCUUUGAAGAUCUAGACAUGUCUGAAACUUUUGGUGUGACGGUGAAAAGGAAACACGAUCUGUGUUUAAUUCCCGUCUCUUACUUACCCUGCCUUGCACCAACAUAAACUACCCAUAAUUUGGUAUGAAGCCUUUCUUUGGUUC